Molecule: messenger RNA, 977 nt
Organism: Pseudomassariella vexata
Lineage: Eukaryota; Fungi; Ascomycota; Sordariomycetes; Amphisphaeriales; Pseudomassariaceae
Product: ribosomal protein S6
Exons: 3
Coding region: 262-600 (112 amino acids)
Biological process (GO): translation
Cellular component (GO): mitochondrial small ribosomal subunit; ribosome
Molecular function (GO): structural constituent of ribosome; small ribosomal subunit rRNA binding
Source: RefSeq, a predicted model, not a curated record
CCACUCUUUGCUGUCCCUCAUCGGGAUAUCCCGACGCUGACUUCGACCGUUGCUUCGAAAUUUCCGUGCUGGCCGUCAAUCACGAUCGAUGUGGUAAAUUCCGACAUCAAGACAAGCUACAAUUCAAGCCACGACACCUGCCCCAAGCGGCCGACGAAGGGAUCCCUCUCUACACCGGGUGCAAUCAGGUUGGCCGAAGCGAAACAGCCUGGAUCCUACGUCGUCAAGGCGAGCAUAGAUUGAGAAAAGCAGCUGGUCACCAUGUUGUACGAAUUAAUUGGAAUUGUCCGACCCGGCAAGAUCACCGAGGUGAAAGAAAUCGUCCAAGCAGCCGGGUCCCUAAUCCUGCGACAACGCGGCGUGAUCCGCGGCAUCGCCAACUGGGGCGUCUUUUCAUUGCCCAAGGCCAUCUCGAUACAUCAAAGGCGGCACCAGACCGGACACUACUUCUGUCUGCGGUACGACGCGAGCGUCAAGACGCAGGAGGAGGUUAAGCAGGUAUUGGCCAAGGAUCCGCGUAUCAUUCGUCAUACCAAUGUGAAAUUGGGGGAUGGCAAGUUGGAGACGAUGAGUAAGUUUGGCGGGGUGGAUUGGAGGUAGAGUACUGUAAUGUGAACAAGGGGGAAGAGAAGAGAUAAGGAAGAAUGCAGGAGAACAAUUGAGCGCAGGCUUUGCGGCCUGUGGAGAGAUUUGGACGGCGUGAAGCACCUGCCUGCGUAUUACUGAAAAUGCAGAUAAGGAAGCUGUAAGAUACGGGAUAGCGGUCUUAGUAUGCGCGGAGCUAGCUCUGUUGUCGAGGCUAUGGCUAUGGCUGCUGGGGGACCAAGAGGUCUUACAUUCAGUCAUCUACCCUCGGCCCGGAGGGAGACGACGCACUCAAGUACAGACACAAAGGAAAGCCAGGCGUAGAGCCUGGCAAACCAAACACCAAACUUCAAUAUCCCAGACGGGCAAUUCGACCUGAACAGUGCAAGCCA